Neltuma alba is the source of this 2477-nucleotide messenger RNA. Its product is annotated as conserved oligomeric Golgi complex subunit 4. NCBI's taxonomy places the organism in Eukaryota, Viridiplantae, Streptophyta, Magnoliopsida, Fabales, Fabaceae. The transcript is spliced from 2 exons. The record is from RefSeq and is a predicted model, not a curated record. Bases 114 to 2375 code for a protein of 753 amino acids.
AGAAAACUCGCUACUGGUCUUCGGCUUCGCCGUCCGGAUUAGUUCACUUCUCUCUCUGCCCCAGAUCUCAGAGCUGCUGGAUUAUUUCUCCUUCAGGAGAGAGCUAAGAGAGAAUGGGUUCUACUCCCACCGCAUCAAUCGCGUCCGUUGAUCAAGACUCCUCUGUUACUCUAUCCUCCUCCUUAGCCUUCGGCGAACCGGAGGCUCUCGAAUAUGUUCGUUCGCUCACCGACAUCGGAGCCAUAACUCGGCUCCUCCAUGAGUGCAUAGCUUAUCAGCGAUCCCUCGACGUUGAGUUGGACAAUCUCUUGUCUCAGCGCCCCGACCUUGACAAACAGCUCCUCCAACUCCAGCGCUCUUCUGAGGUUCUCGACAUUGUCAAGGCAGAUUCAGACCACAUGCUGUCCAAUGUUAGCUCAACCUGCGAUCUCGCCGACGAUGUCAGCCGUAAGGUCCGGGAGCUUGACUUGGCUCAGUCACGGGUUCGUUCCACGCUGCUCCGAAUCGAUGCCGUCGUUGAGAGAGGGAAUUGCUUGGAGGGUGUCGAUAAGGCGCUUGGAAUAGAGGACUAUGAAUCCGCAGCGAAGUACGUUCAAACAUUCCUCAAGAUUGAUGCGGAGUACAAGGAAUUGGAGUCGGAUCAGAGAGAGAGGUUGAUGGCGUCCAAGAAGCAGCUCGAAGGGAUCGUAAGGAAGAAGCUCUCCUCAGCUGUGGAUCAGCGUGACCACCCUACGAUUCUACGGUUUAUCCGGCUUUACUCGCCGCUGGGUCUUGAGGAGGAGGGGCUGCAGGUUUAUGUAGGCUACUUGAAGAAGGUCAUUGGGAUGAGAUCUAGGCUGGAGUUUGAACAGUUGGUGGAAUUGACGGAACAAAGAGGUUUGGGUAAUAAUAAUGGUAAUGUCAAUCAAAACCAAGCCAAUUUUGUCGGGUGUUUGACGAAUUUUUUUAAGGACAUUGUGUUGGCAAUUGAAGAGAAUGAUGAGAUCUUGAGGAGCCUGUGUGGCGAGGAUGGGAUUGUAUAUGCGAUAUGCGAGCUUCAAGAGGAGUGUGACUCCCGAGGUUCUUUGAUCUUGAAGAAGUAUAUGGAGUAUCGGAAGUUGGCCAAGUUAUCAUCAGAAAUAAAUGCCCAGACCAAGAGCAUGCUUGCUGUUGGGGGAGAUCCCGAGGGACCUGACCCACGUGAGAUUGAAAUGUACCUGGAAGAAAUUCUGUCACUUAUGCAAUUGGGGGAGGACUACACAGAUUAUAUGAUCUCAAAAAUCAAAGGGCUUACUUCUGUGGAUCCAGAUUUGGUCCCCCGUGCAACAAAAGCAUUCAGGAGUGGUAGUUUCAGCAAAGUUGUUCAAGACAUAACUGGAUUUUAUGUUAUUUUAGAGGGAUUUUUCAUGGUAGAGAAUGUGAGGAAAGCUAUUAGGAUAGAUGAACAGGCGCCUGACAGCCUUACAACUUCAAUGGUGGACGAUGUGUUCUAUGUCCUGCAAAGUUGCUUGCGUAGAGCAAUAUCAACUUCAAAUAUUAAUUCUGUCGUGGCAGUUCUGAGUGGUGCUAGUAGUUUACUGUCCAAUGAAUAUCAUGAAGCCUUGCAACAUAAAAUGAGAGAGCCAAACCUUGGUGCCAAGUUGUUCUUAGGGGGCGUUGGUGUGCAGAAGACUGGGACAGAAAUUGCAACAGCUUUAAACAAUAUUGAUGUUAGCAGUGAAUACAUUUUGAAACUAAAACAUGAGAUUGAAGAGCAAUGUAAUGAGGUUUUCCCUUUGCCAGCUGAUCGAGAAAAGGUAAAAUCUUGUUUGUCUGAGUUGGGAGAUAUGAGCAAUGCUUUCAAACAAUCUUUAAAUGCUGGUGUUGAACAACUUGUGGCAACUAUUACGCCACGAAUACGUCCUAUAUUAGACACUGUAGGAACAGUCAGCUAUGAUUUGUCCGAGGCUGAGUAUGCUGAUAAUGAGUUGAAUGAUCCAUGGGUUCAGAGGCUUCUCCAUGCUGUGGAGACAAAUGUGGCAUGGCUACAGCCACUGAUGACUGCUAACAAUUAUGAUACUUUUGUUCAUUUAGUCAUUGAUUUUAUUGUGAAGAGAUUGGAAGUGAUUAUGAUGCAGAAAAGAUUUAGUCAGCUUGGCGGCCUUCAGCUUGACAGGGAUGCUAGAGCAUUGGUGAGCCAUUUCUCGGGCAUGACGCAGCGGACAGUUAGAGACAAAUUCGCACGUCUCACGCAAAUGGCAACCAUUCUAAACUUAGAAAAGGUGUCUGAAAUUCUAGAUUUCUGGGGUGAGAACUCAGGUCCCAUGACCUGGAGACUAACUCCAGCAGAGGUAAGGCGUGUGUUGGGCCUUAGGGUUGAUUUUAAACCAGAAGCAAUAGCUGCCCUUAAGUUGUAAUAUCGAUCUGUAAAGCCCUUUUGUAUUCUUUUGUUCUUUUUUCAUUGAAUAUGUAACUACAACGCUUUCAUUUUUGUUUGAGCGGCUAUCAUACUUGAGUUC